Molecule: messenger RNA, 2337 nt
Organism: Laccaria bicolor S238N-H82
Lineage: Eukaryota; Fungi; Basidiomycota; Agaricomycetes; Agaricales; Hydnangiaceae
Product: exocyst complex component, sec15 subunit
Exons: 12
Coding region: 1-2337 (778 amino acids)
Biological process (GO): exocytosis; Golgi to plasma membrane transport; intracellular protein transport
Cellular component (GO): exocyst; membrane
Source: RefSeq, a predicted model, not a curated record
AUGCCUCCGCGCAGACGCCCCCAGUUUACACAGGAUCACAUUGACCAACAGCUUCAGCAGAUCCAUCUUCUUGAUCCUUCCUCCUCCUCAGAGAACUUGGAGCAACUCGGUCCAAUUAUCAAGCAAAUUCACGCCAAUCGGCAACAGGACGCUUAUCUUCGCACUGUACAGGCUCUUAUAGACUCUAAAGAUGCCGAGAUCGAGAAGAUUUGCAGUGACAACUACCAAGAUUUCAUUUCAUCCGUGUCUACCCUGUUCACCGUCAAGUCAUACACAGACAUGAUGAAGGAAAACAUAUCAUCAUUGGACACCAACGUCUCCCAUCUCGGAGGGGGCUUAGUUGAGAAAAAGCGCGCGUUGCUUCAAACAAAGAAGACCGCUGCAAACCUCGAUGAGGCUAUUGACACCCUGCAAGCCUGUUUACGCGUCCUCGAUGUCGUAGACCGCGUCGCUGAGAUGGUAAGGGAAGGGAAAUAUUGGAGCGCGUUGAGGUCACUUGAAGACAUUCGAAAUAUGCCUCCAACAUCACUCUCACAGACUCCCUUUUUCCAGCACCUUCUCUCGUCAUUGCCUUCUCUACGAAGUCAGAUUAAGGAUUCCGUUACUGCUUCCGUGAAGCAAUGGCUUCUCGAGAUCAGAAAUGUGAGCACAGAGGUAGGAAGGCUGGCCGUCGAGUCCAUGGAGUCCAGGACGCGUCGUUGGAGGAACCGGCGCGAAAAGGAUCCACUGUUGCGUAACAGCAAAGUAGGAAGUGCCGUGGAACUCGUUACAUACGAGAAGACAGAAUUCGAUGUGUUGGACAAUGAAAAACUACAUGUCGACUUCAAGCCACUUUUCGAGUGCAUUCACAUCUACACGUCGUUAGACUCUUUGAACGAGUUGCAGAAAUCAUAUCAAGCUGAUAGGAAGGCGCAAUCUGACCUUAUUCUUCCUACACCGCUUCCGUUGGCCUCUCUUCCGGCACUCACGCAAGAAAUUUCAGGAUUCUUUAUUAUUGAGUCUCACGUUCUAGAAACCACAGGGACAUUUCGCUCUCUGCGAGAUGUCGAAGAGCUUUGGGAUGCCUUGGUUGCGCGCCUCGGAACAGCAACGGAAAGCGCACUACGCACAGAAACCGAUCCUGAAGCAUAUCUCCGAGUGAAAGAAUGUCUUCUCACAUUUAUCAUGACGCUGGAGGCUGCUUCGUACUCGACCACCUCGCUCCAUACUUUCAUCCUCGUUUUGUUUGAAAAUUAUGUUAAAAUGUUGGAAACAAAAUUCUCCAAGCAAUUUGAAAUGAUCGUAUCUCAGGAUGAUCACGUUCCGAUGGAAGUUGAAGAGGAAAAAGAUCUUGAUAUGGUCCUAGACAUGGUUUGGCUAGACGGCGCGGAAAAAGAUGAAAUCAAACAAACACCAGUACCACAUCUUCUUCCUUGGUCUCAGACUUUCUAUUUGUGCUGUCAGGAUAUCCGCACCUUCAUACAAAAGUUUUACGCUUUCGUUGACGGCGUCUCACAACAUCACCGUGACAUUGAUGAAUUACUGAGCAAGUCUUUAAACAACCUGUUAAUCAAGAGCAUUAGUGAAAGCAUAGGCCACCGGCUCGGAGGAACACCAACAUUGAAUCAAAUUGGACAAAUCAUCACGAACCUGGAACACUUCCAAGUUGCUUGCAGUGAGCUCGAGCGCUCACUAACGAACCUUCGCUCUGCUCACCGAGGCGGAACCAUAAAACUGACGGCCUCCAGCUCCUUUGAAGCUACAAUCUCCCGGUCUCUCGAGCGAAUCACAAGUCUCAUCACAUCGAAACUCGAUCAAUUCUUCGAGUUGUCAGAAUACGAGUGGACGCCAAGAUCACGCGAAACGGCUCCAAGCAUGUAUCUUUACGAGCUUGUCAACUGGCUCACAACCGUCGUAGACUCGUUGAUAAUCAAAGAAUCCUACAAAGACGAAGCAUAUAAAGGGGCCCUUGGUUAUAUCGCAGAGUGCUUGAUGAAUUUUUUGACAGGCCGUGACGUUCCAAUGAUGAAUGAGAACGCGAUCUCCAACAUUCUCAUUGACGUCGAUUUCUUGGAAGACGAGCUGAAGCGGAUUGGACGACCACAUCUGACUCUGGUUUUUGCUGAACUCCGACUUACAACUUCCAUUCCAUUGAGCGGCACUGUUCAAGAAUACCUUGUGCCUGCCAACAGACAAGCAUCUUAUGCUGCCGUAAAGCCCAAGCGACUACAAGCCCUCUUGGAUAAGCUUGCACGCUAUGGAUCUCAACAACGUGAACCUGCGUUGAGAGAGUUGGCAGAAAGACGAAGGAAAGAAGCAGACACUGUGGGGAGGCUCUUCCCUGGAGAAGGCCGCUAA